CGAGGUCGCAGCGUGCCUGUGUGGGGCCAAGGCGUCUGCUGGGGGAGGUGGAGUGUGCCGUCAUGCAAAAGCCUGAGCUCUUCUCAGAGCUAGCCCUUAAUGCUGUCGGCUGCAAAUGCAAACCGUACGUUGUGCUUAAGAUUUACUAAUCCUGUUGCACUUGAUGUUUCUGAGCCAGUGACCCACAAACUCUCUUUGGAGAGGUAGGAAAAGGGGAGUACAGCCAGAUAAGAUUUCGGUGGCUGCAAAUUUUUGUCGGUCAAAGUCUAUGCGUAGUUGCAUGAUGACAGGCUUUCGCAGAGUAGCCGUGCAGCUGAGAAUAAUCGGGCAGUAGGCCAAAAGAGAUGGUUCCCUCGUCUCCUUUCUCGAGGUAGGUUUUUGUGUUGUUCCCAGAGACUACAAAAUGUGCUGUUACUUGUAGGCUCCGUUAUGUGAUCAGAUCAAUCCAAAACAGGGAUUUAAGCACUUUCUUGUGUGUCUUGAGGGCACACUCUGGUCUAUUAAGAGUAUAACUAAAUGAAGUGAUCCUUCUCUCUUUGGCACUUGUGAGACCACAUCUGAAGUACUAGGUCCAAUCUUGGGUUCCCCACUACAAGAAAGACAUUGACAUACUGGACUUGGCCCAGAAGAGGCCGCCAAGCUGGUCAGGGAGCUGUAACAUAUGACGUACAAGGAGAGGCUGAGAGAACUGGUUCAGUUCACGCUUUAGAAGGAGACAGCUAAGUGCAGACAUUUUGCUGUACCUGAUCAGAGGGAGGCUACUGAGAAGUUGGAUUUUUCUUGGCAGUGCUCAGCAAUAGGACAAGAGGCAACAGACACAAGUUGUAACAGGGGAAAUUCCAAUUAGAUAUUAGGAAAACAACAUUUUUACCGUGAGGGUGAUCACAUGCUGGAAGAAGUUGGAGAUACUCAACAGUUGACUGGACAUGUCCCCAAGCAACCUAUCUAAAUAGGCCUGUUUUGAGCAGAGGGUUGUAUUAGAUGACGUCUGGAGGUCUCUUCCAACCUAAAUUAUUCUGAUUCCAUAUGAUUGUUUCACUUUAGUUCUUGAUUCUAAUCAAGUUUUGGUUGGACUCGUCCAAGGCUCGUAGGUUUUCUACCAAAGUCUCUUCUGAAUCACUGAGAUCUGAACUCUGUCUUUUAACAGAAUAGCUUGUGUGUUGUUUUUUAAUACCCGGCAAAUGUAUCUUUUGUCAUGGAAGGGAGUAACAUGCUGGUAUCUUUUGAGUUUAAAUGUCAUUUAGGCACUUCUUCCCAGCCCCAUGUAAGUUGUGGUUAACGGUCCUUUCCGUUCCUGGUGGCUAUCCCAGGGAUAGUUUUUGUACUAUCCCUAAGUUAUUUACUAAUAUUCCAAUAUUAAACUUAUUCUGCCUUAUCUUCAGAUAGCUUUUUGGUCAGACUGUAUAGGGGGAAUGACAGGGAUAAUUUCAUGUGCUUGUUUGGGUUGAAAAUAACAUUUCCCAUGCUUUGUCUUCGACCAGGAAGUAACGGCUGAGAUCAGAAAUGAACACCACGGAGAUUCUCAGCAGCAUCAUACCAGACAGAGUUACAUUGAAAUCUUUGAUUUCCCCCUUUUUUGGUGUCUUUCUAAACCAGAUUUAAUAGCAGGGUGGUAAAAAUGUGGGAAAGGACCGAUGGUGCUAACUCAGGAAGAAUGAGAAAGGAGUUCAGUUGGUGUUCUAGUUUUGAGUGGUUAGCAAGAUGUUGGUGCUUUGUUAAAAUAUGCCCAGAAAAAGCAUUUUGUCUUUAGUGCUGGAGUCUGUCACGACGCAGUAUUGUACACAAAGUUCAACGGAGAAUGAAUAAUGAAUAGAGUAUUAAACAGAAAUAUCUGAAAUUUUUGCCUGCCAGAACUGAUCUUGAUGAGGACACAAGAGCUUUACUGAGUAUAAAACUUUGACAUUCUCAGUAAAAUUGCAGUCUAGCCUUAUGCCUAUACUAGUAAUGAAAGCUCCUGAUCAGUUAUUAGUGUAGUAGAAUAUUUCAGUUUGGAGGGGAGCUGUGGAGUUCAACCCCCGCUCAUAGCAGGUCUACUUAGAUCACUUUGCUCAGGUUCUUGUCCAGCUGAGUUUUAAGUUGCUCCAGAGAUGCCUCCAAGGGUGACCAGCUCCAAUAUUUGAUGACGUUCCUGGAGCAAAAAGUUAUUCGUUAGGUCUAGUCACAAUUUCUUGUGUUCUAAUGCGUGUCUGUUGCCUCUUGUCUUCUCGCCAUGCGCUGUACUGCACAUGCUGUAGGUAACCAUAUUACCGUCUUGCUGUAGGAGCAAUAGUAGUUAAUGUUUUAAGCUGCAUGAGCAGCACCUGUGUUCUAAAUAAAACAUCUCUAACAAAACUGACACGUUUCGUCUUGUUAACAGUCACGUUUUCUGAAUGUUUUGACAAAGAGCUGCUCAGUUAUUGAGCAGAAGUGUGCAUGUUUAAAAAGUGUGUUUUCCUACACGUCCAUUCAGUGAGUAUAGAAGGAGAAACAAGAAUUUAUGGUGGAAUAACCUUUGAGUGUUCUGGUAAAAACACUUUGAGUCACUAAGACAUGACUUGUUAAGGAUAUUCCUAGAACGUUUAAAAGAAGAAGAUUUAAUUCAAGAGUUGCUAUUUAGUGCUUAGUCAAACUCCUUAUGGAAGUGUGUUGCUGAAGACCCCACAAGUAUCACUCAAAAUACAACAUGAAGUUGCUGGAGUGUUAAAAAGAAAAGGCAGAAAACUUUAGGUCAAAGCUACUGUUCACCAAAAAUAUGUAUUAAUUUUGUCAGAUUUAUAGGGGCUUUCUCUUGCAGAGCUGAGUUCUGGGGGUUUUGGUUUUUUUGUUUUUUUUUUUAAGUUCUUUAACCGUAGGCUCCUCUUGAAGCUCUAAACCUCAACUCGUGCAUACCUUUAAAAUAUAGCUAAUCGGUUAGGUUUCCACAUUCACUGCAGCUUUGUUUGGAGGCCACGUACUUACAUGGUGGCUCUUAGACAGCUGAACUUCGUACUUCCUCAAACCUUUUUCGAUAUAAUCUCUCUGUUACAUAGUAAGUGAUGGAUUGGAGCUGAGGCCAAAAUACCAUGGGAUUCUCCACUGUAUGACCACUAUCUGGAAGCAUGAAGGACUGCGAGGCUUGUAUCAAGGGGUAACUCCAAACAUGUGGGGAGCUGGGGCUUCCUGGGGACUUUACUUUUUCUUUUAUAAUGCUAUCAAAGCUUACAAAAAGGAGGGGAAGCUGGAAAGUCUAAGUGCAACUGAACACCUCGUGUCAGCUGCGGAGGCUGGAGCCAUGACCCUCUGUAUUACAAACCCAAUAUGGGUAACGAAGACUCGACUUGUGUUACAGUAUAACGCUGGUGUUGAUCCAUCAAAGCGGCAGUACAAAGGAAUGCUUGAUGCUCUUAAGAAGAUAUACAAGAAAGAGGGCGUACGUGGCUUGUAUAAGGGAUUUGUGCCUGGUCUGUUUGGAACUUCACAUGGAGCACUUCAGUUCAUGGCAUAUGAGGACUUGAAACUGAGAUACAACAAGUAUAGGAACAGACUAUCAGAUACGAAACUGAACACUGUGGAAUACAUAACAAUGGCAGCCGUAUCCAAAAUAUUUGCUGUGUCAGCAACAUAUCCCUAUCAGGUUGUACGAGCUCGUCUUCAAGAUCAGCAUAAUACAUACUCUGGCGUGUUUGAUGUGAUCCGCAGGACAUGGAGGAGAGAAGGAAUUCAUGGAUUUUACAAAGGAAUUAUUCCCAAUGUGAUCAGAGUGACGCCUGCCUGCUGUAUUACCUUCGUAGUGUAUGAAAAUGUAUCUAGUUUUUUACUUAGUUUUAGAAAAGAGAAUAAUUAAAGGUACAAGCUUUUGUUCAGAAGGAAUUUAUCCUUUAUUUUUUACAUUUAUGAUCUGUGAAAGAUUUAGGCAGCAGUCUACUUUGACAUUGUGAAUUGAUUUAGUAUUUUGAGGGGAGAACCUACAGAUGGUGAAAACCUGCUUACAUUUGUUGCUGAACGUACCUGGGCUGCUCCAUUCCUCUGUCCUCUCUGAAUCAGCAGUGUCUACUUGAAACAAUGUCUGUGCAACUGUGAAAUAGCACUGUGACUGGAUGAAGUGAAAACUGAUAUAAAGGCAACUCUGCAAUCUGUUAAAACUUUAAAUACGGUGUCUUUAUCUGAGUCUUAUGAAGCAUGUAUGUAGCUGUUUACAGAAACGUCUGGAGUCUUCUGAAUCCACCUCUGUGUAAUUUGUCAGAUUUAGGCUAUUGGAGUGCUCCAAAUUGAUUGCUCAUCCAGCACAAGUGCUGCCUCAGCGGUAUGCAGUUUGGAAACUCAAAUUGUUUUGUAAACAGUCAGCUGUCCUUUCUUGUUUUUUGAAUAAUGGCCAAACUGAUGAAACCCCGUUCUUGUUUACUACCAAGACAGAUUUGCAGUGUGGUUUUGGGCUUGCUUGGUUUUAACAUCAGACCAGAGUCCGUGUUGAGCACAUCACUGGCCACUUACUUUUCUCUCUCUCUUCUCUCUGCCUCUAAGCAAGAGAUUGUCUCCCUCACUAAUAUGUCUGACCAAAUAAUAUUAAGUAAAUGCAUAUUUAAAAGUAGGUUACAUAAGAAAAUUUAGGUUUUUUAGUAAUCGUGUAAAUAAUGUUGCAGUUUUCAAGGCACUUUAAAAAACAAAGAUGACCCUGCUUAUUUUGAAUAAUAUUCUUUGAAAAAAAUAGGUAGUCUAAAAAAUGCUGUGCACAGGACUUUUUAAAAAAAAAAAAAAAAAGUCUUCAAAUUUAAUCUAAAGAAAUGACUUUCAAAAUAUUUCAGCUGCUAACUUAGUAGUAAACUAAAUUACCAUAUAUCUCAUAGUAAAUUUGAAUAAUAAUGAUGUUUACUUACAUGACAAAAAUUGCUGUCAAGGAUAUGUACUUUCUGGCGAUCUUGGUUUUUUUUAGUUCUUUGUUAAGAAAAUACACUACUGGCUA
Struthio camelus australis is the source of this 4918-nucleotide messenger RNA. The record is from RefSeq and is a predicted model, not a curated record. NCBI's taxonomy places the organism in Eukaryota, Metazoa, Chordata, Aves, Struthioniformes, Struthionidae.